This is a messenger RNA of Drosophila suzukii, 522 nucleotides long. RefSeq names its product protein new-glue 1. The record is from RefSeq and is a predicted model, not a curated record. Lineage: Eukaryota; Metazoa; Arthropoda; Insecta; Diptera; Drosophilidae.
AUGAAGAUCACCUUGGUACUCCUCGCCAUCUGCCUCGGCUGUGUGAUGAUCCACCAGUCGGAGGCUCAGACCGCCACCACCACCACCACCGCCGCCACCACCACCACUUCCGCCGCCGCCACUACCACCACUUCCGCCGCCGCCGCCGCCGCCACCACCACCACCACUGCCGCUACGACCACCACUACCGCCGCCUCCACCACCACUACCACUUCCGCUUCCGCCUCCUCCACCACCACUACCACUGCAUCGCCAUCUUCUACAGAAAAAAAGAAGAAAGUAGUCCAGCGCAGCGAAACGAUAGUGGAACCCGGAAGGCAGAUUAGAAUUUCUAGCAGUAAGGGAGGACAGGGUUGCGGUUGCGGUUGCGAUUGCGAAUGUUGCAAGAGUGGAAAGAGUGGCAACUGUUGCAAGAGUGGAAAGAGUGGCAACUGUUGCAAGAGUGGCAAGAGCGGCAAGAGCGGCAAGAGUUGCAACAAGAGCAACCAGAGCAGCGGCAUAAAGGAGUGGUUCAAGUUCUGA